Messenger RNA from Dunckerocampus dactyliophorus (ringed pipefish), 2385 nucleotides. Its product is annotated as oocyte zinc finger protein XlCOF6.1-like. The transcript is spliced from 3 exons. Gene Ontology annotation, biological process: regulation of transcription by RNA polymerase II. Gene Ontology annotation, cellular component: nucleus. Bases 787 to 2007 code for a protein of 406 amino acids. Gene Ontology annotation, molecular function: RNA polymerase II transcription regulatory region sequence-specific DNA binding; DNA-binding transcription factor activity, RNA polymerase II-specific. NCBI's taxonomy places the organism in Eukaryota, Metazoa, Chordata, Actinopteri, Syngnathiformes, Syngnathidae. The record is from RefSeq and is a predicted model, not a curated record.
CCUGUUCCAUCCUGGAACUCCACUCCUGCUGCUCAGGCGGAAGCUGUUCUUCACCCGUGUCUAAAGGACACAAGAAGUCUCUUUGCUAGCAGUUAGUAUGUUAAGUUUUGACCAAAGACGCUAAAUUAAUAAGUCUGCGGGGUCACCGCAAAUGGAUGUAACAGAGUGUGCUUCGCCAUGGAGCAGAAAGUCCGCCAUGAUGGUAAGAAAGACAGGUGGGCGGGGCUCGGCGCACAACGUUGUACUAUGUACUCACUAUAGCGCUGAGCUGAGUGUAAAAUAAAGUUAUGUGCAGUGUGUACAUUUUGAUUAAAUUAAUUCAUGUUAUUUACUGAACAGAAUGAGUAUCUAUUUAUGACACUCUGAGUCUGGAUCCUGCAGCGGCCAAACCGGGUGUUGUGCAGGACGUACUACGGAAGUGGAUGUUGAGUCCUUAAUUGCAACGAAAGUUGGCAAACGUUAGCGAAACGAGAUUGCUGCCGCGUUGGUUCUCUCGUCUCUACAUGGUUUUCGUGAGGAUUGUUAGCCACUGUUAACACAACCUCGUCUCAGUGAAUGUUGACGCUUCUCAGGCUAGCUUAGCCUGCUAGCUGCUCACAAAGAGACGCGGAGCGUUGGAAAGAAUGAUAGCAGAGUACGAGGAGGAACUUUCUCGAACAAAAGAGGAGAACGAGCGACAACGUCAACUACUGGACGCUGUUUUCAAGAAGCAUCAAGCUGUGUUUCACUGAGCAGACAUCAGUGACAAAACAUCUUCCCUCUGAGGAGCAGGAGUGGAGCUCCAGGAUGGAGCAGGAGGAGCCACAGCCACCUCACAUUAAAGAGGAAGAGGAGGAGUCACAGCCCCUACACAUUAAAAAGGAGGAGGAGGAGCCACAGUCCCACCGCAUUAAAAAGGAAGAGGAGGAGCCAAAGCCCCUACACAUUAAAAAGGAAGAGGAGGACCACAGCAUCAGUCAGGAGGGAGAACAUCUUGAAGGACCGGGGGAGUUCCCAGUGAUUGGUGUCCCUGUGAAGAGUGAAGAUGAUGAAGACAAAGGUGAAAGUGAGGAGAAGAGAGAGGUGGAGCCUCCAAGCAGCAGCUCAACUCAACACAUGACAACAGAAGCUGAUGGAGACCACUGUGGAGGAUCACAAGCAGACAACCUCUUAGCUCCACUAUCAGAUAGUGACGACACAAUGUCACACUCUCCUGACUCUGAUGAUGAGGACCCUAAAGCUGAUAUGACAUGUCACACAGGCAACACGCACCUAAAAUGCUCUCAAUGUGACAAAACUUUUAAACACCAUAGUCGUCUGAAAAGACACAUAAGAAAUCACAACACACGCUGGAAAUGCUCUCAGUGUGACAAAGAUUUUAAUUACCGUUGUGAUCUGAAAAGACACAUGAGAACUCACACAGGAGAGAAACCAUUUUUGUGCUCCCUUUGUGGUAAAAGAUUUUCUCGGAAGCGAAAUUUGACAGAGCACACUAGAAUACACACUGGAGAGAAACCUUUUUCCUGUUCAGUGUGUGGUGCAGGAUUUAGACUAAAUCAAGAUUUUAAAAUUCACAUGACCAUACACACUGGAGAAAACCCCUUUACCUGUUCAGUCUGUGGUAAGAUAUUUUCCCGGAAGCUAAGUUUGACAGCACACACUAGAAUACACACUAGAGAAAAACCAUAUUCCUGUUCAGUGUGUGGUAUGGGUUUUGUACAAACUCACUGUUUGAAAAAGCACUAUAGAAUACACACCGGAGAAAAACCAUAUUCCUGUUCAGUGUGUGGUAUGGGUUUUGUACAAACUCACUGCUUGAAAAUACACAUGAGAAGACACACUGGAGAAAAGCCAUAUUCCUGUUCAGUGUGUGGUGUAAGAUUUAGACAAACUCAAGCUUUGAAAGUACACAUGAGAAGACACACUGGUGAGAAAGUGUUGAGUUGCAGUGUGUGUGAUGAAAGAUUCUCUUAUAAGUACCAGCUUAACAAUCACAAGUGUGCUGGUGAGAGCAGCAGCAGUAAAUGAAACUGCACUAAUUUAAGGAAACUGUCUACACUUGAAUAAUUUUGACUAUCUAACAUUGUUUGUGUAACGCACUCUUGUGAAAAUAAUAAUAUAAAAUCUUACGGAACAACAAAAAUAGCUCACAUGAGUGAAUUUCUUCAUCAUAACCAAAAUCACUCAAGUUCUGACAUCAAUAGGUACGUACUGCCAAAAAAAAAUAUUUGGCAGUACAAUGCCAUACUUAUUGAUGUCAGAACUUGAGGGAUUUUGGUUAUGAUCAGGAAAACCGUGGAAAUGUAUAGAUUCCAGCUCUUAAAUUAAACCAUUAUGAACUAUUUUUUGUAAUCAUUAUAUCUGUCCAAACAAAUUUACCUUAGUUCUACUAGGCAUUAAAGUGAA